Messenger RNA from Gigantopelta aegis, 2102 nucleotides. Its product is annotated as zwei Ig domain protein zig-8-like. The transcript is spliced from 7 exons. Gene Ontology annotation, biological process: synapse organization. Lineage: Eukaryota; Metazoa; Mollusca; Gastropoda; Neomphalida; Peltospiridae. The record is from RefSeq and is a predicted model, not a curated record. The coding region runs from base 140 to 1078 and encodes 312 amino acids. Gene Ontology annotation, cellular component: neuron projection membrane.
AGCUGCAAUACAGAUGUUGAUCUGUAACGGUGACCUGCAGGGAUGGACUGUACAGAAGCUAGUGUUAAUUGUGGCAGUGUAGUUACGGACUUGUGUUGGAUUGUUUUCAUUACCGGACGUUGGAAUACCUUUGACGACGAUGAGGAUACGACAGAAUAGAGGUCAGCAGGGUGAUGUGGCCAUCCUGUCACUACUGAAUGUCCUGCUGCAACUCUGUCUGGUGUCAGGUGUCGCAUCAGCUCACAGAAGAUCACACCGAGAGCGGCACCAGGAGCCACGGUUCGUAAAGUCGAAGCAGGUGAACAUCACGGUUCGAGUUGGUGAGAAUGCAAUUCUCCCAUGUGCUGUGGAGCACCUAGGAACCAAACAGGUGUCAUGGAACCGCUACAAGGAGCGACACUUUCUAACUAUCGGAGACCUGACGUGGGUGCGAGACAGUAACAUCGCGAUUGACCACCGCGUGCGAUCCGAUGAUCAAGUACGACAGCAUAACAAACAUAUCAGUAACUGGAACCUCGUAAUAUCCAGCGUCAAACACAGGGACGCUGGGCUCUAUGAGUGUCAGAUCAUUUCUACCAAGAAACGGUCGCGGCUUGUACGUCUUAAGGUUGUAGAUCCACCAAAGUUAGAACCAGCCAUUGUUAUCCAAGGGAAGGAGUAUGUUGAGAUGGGAGAGCCCAUCACUCUGACGUGCAAUGCGACGGGAGGUCGCCUCAUCCCUGAGGAGAUGGACUGGUUUAAAGACGGGGACCUUGUUGUGUCGGAGAAAUACAAGGGCAUUGUUAUCACAAAAUAUCGCUCUCUCGAGAGCCAGACUUUAGUCAGCGAGCUCAUCAUCGAUAGAGCUCGGGCAGUGCAUUCUGGGACAUAUAUUUGCCGAAGUUCAGAGGACAAAAUAGACAGCAUGGAAGUGACGGUUCUUGUUGCUAAUUCUUCCAAUGUCAAGAGAGGCUCAGGGUCUCGAGAAUUUUCUCAAGUUGGAUUGCUAAACCAUGCAAUAACCAUGACAACAGGAACGCCCAUUUUGAUGCUUCCCUUCAUCUUGUCGUUUUCACUAGUCAGUUGGAGAGUGUCAUGAUAAAUAAAGUUUACAUCCAUCAUUCACCGUGACCUGUGUUCCUACUAGAGAUUCUCAGUAAACUGUACUUCUAUUGAACAGUGUUGAAGAUUCUUAGCGAACAGUGUAACUAUUGGAGAUUAUCUGUAUUGGACAGUGUUGAAGAUUCUUAGUGAACAAUAUUCCUAUUGGAGAUUCUCUGUAUUGGACAGUGUUGAAGAUUCUUAGCGAAAAGUGUAACUAUUGGAGAUUCUCUGUAUUGGACAAUGUUGAAGAUUCUUGGUGAACAAUAACUAUUGGACAUUCUCUGUAUUGGACAGUGUUGAAAAUUCUUAGUGAACAAUGUUCCUAUUGGAGAUUCUCUGUAUUGGACAGUGUUGAAGAUUCUUAGUGAACAAUGUUCCUGUUGGAGAUUCUCUGUAUUGGACAGUGUUGAAGAUUCUUGGUGAACAAUGUUCCUAUUGGAGAUUCUCUGUAUUGGACAGUAUUGAAGAUUCUUAGCGAACAAUGUUCCUAUUGGAGAUUUUCUGUAUUGGACAGUGUUGAAGAUUCUUAGCGAACAAUGUUCCUAUUGGACAGUUUAUAUAUAAUAUGUUAUAAAUUGUGUUCCUACUGGUCAGCAAUGAUUGCCUAGGGUCAGGGUCCUGGACAGACAUGCCAGAAAUUGAGUGGAUAUAUAGGCACAUGAACAAACCAUUAAGGUUACAGUGAACGAUAUAGUUGUUGAACAGACUGAAUAGACUACUAGGAUUCUCAGCAAACUGUUCCUGUUGGACAGACCACUAGGAUUCUCAGUAAAGUGUGUUCAUAUUGGACAGACCACUAAGAUCUUCAGUAAACUCUGUUUCUAUUGGACGUACUACAUAGAUCUUCAGUAAACUGUGUUCCUAUUGGACAUACUACAUAGAUCUUCAGUAAACUGUGUUCCUAUUGGACAGACCACCAAGAUCUUCAGUAAACUGUGUUUCUAUUGGACAUACUACAUAGAUCUUCAGUAAAUUGUGUUUCUAUUGCACAGACCACUAAGAUCUUCAGUAAACUGUGU